AAAAAAGAAAUGUUAUGAUAUGAAAUGUGUGAUAUUUUUUUAUUUAUUUUUUUUAUUGAUACAUGGGUUGGAGCUUUGAUUGGGUUGUAGUUUAUGGAGAUUUGAAAAUUCAAAACUUGAAAACCAAACUAAUUGAAAAUGAGUCAAAUCUAACCAUAAACCAAAUUUUCAACCAAGCUUAGAUCAUACUUUAACUAGCAUUACAAAAAUUCGACACGACACAUAGUUAGUAGAACCUUUUGUAGAUCAAGAACUAGGCAACAUGAAGCAACCCGGCUUGGCAAAGUCACAAGUCACAACCAUCUUUCAAUCUUUGUGACCACGGGUAUUAAACUUUGGCGCCAAUUAAAAAGUAUGAACCAAUUGAACAUCAAGUAGGCAAGUAAACUGUAAAUGUCUCUCCGAGUACUCCAACGGAAUUUCAUCACUUGGUGCUCCUAUCGCUUCUCUACGCUUGCGGCCACCACUUCUUCGUAUCCUAGAAGCCGUUGCGCCGCCGUUGUCGACCACUAUGAUGUUUUUCUUCCUCUCUCCUCCUCUUAUCUUCCUCCAGAACACACUUAUAGCUCUGAAAUUCGAGACUUUUUCGUGUAUCGGUACCAGCAUUCUUGUUCUUCAACUGAAGCUAACCAGCUUCAUCUUGGAAUUUACAAACAUGGGUUUGAAGCAGAUUUGUUUCUUGUUAAUACCCUUAUCAAUGUUUAUGUUAGAUUUGGUGAUCUUGUUUCUGCACGCAAGGUGUUCGAUGAAAUGUCUGAGAGAAAUUUGGUUAGUUGGGCUUGCUUGAUUUCGGGUUACGAUCAAAAUGGUAUGCUGGUUGCAGCAUGUGCUACGUUCAGGGACAUGGUUUCUGCGGGUUAUGCCCCUAAUAGCUAUGCAUUUGGUAGUGUCUUGCGCGCUUGCCAAGAUUUGGGGCCUGAUUAUCUGAAAUUUGGUUUGCAAAUUCAUGGUUUGAUAUCGAAGACGAGCUAUGCUCAUGAUGUUCUUGUUGGUAAUGUGUUGAUUUCGAUGUAUGGAAGUUGUUGCUUGGGGUCGGGGGAUAAUGCUAGGAGAGUGUUUGAUGAAAUAGAUGGGAAGAUUUCAGUAUCAUGGAACUCUAUUAUUUCAGUGAAUUCUAAAAGAGGAGACACAAUUGGUGCUUUUGAGAUGUUUGCUAGGAUGCUACAUGAAGGUUCAGGGUUCAAUUUUAAGCCUAAUGCUUAUACAUUGAGUAGCUUAAUUGCUGUUGCAUCUUCCUCUUCACUAUUUGGCUCAAGCUUACUACAGCAAAUAGCCUCGCGAGUGCAAAAAUCUGGAUUUCUGGAUGAUUUGUAUGUAGGAAGUGCUUUAGUUAGUGGAUUGGCCAAGUUUGGUUUAAUUGAUGAUUCAUGGAAGAUUUUUGAGUGUAUGAGUACUAGAAAUGCAGUCACUAUGAAUGGCUUAAUGGUUGGGUUAGUAAAUCAAAAGAAUGGAGAACAAGCUGUUGAUGUUUUCAAACGGAUGAAAUAUUUGGUUGAAGUCAAUCCGGACUCUUAUGUGGUCCUAUUAAGCGCUUUUGCUGAAUUUGAUGAACUGGAAGAAGGGAGAAGAAAGGGUAAAGAACUCCAUGCUUAUGCAAUCAGAAGUGGCCUAAGGGAUGCUAAAGUUGCAGUUGCCAAUGCCCUUAUUAAUAUGUAUGCAAGAUGUGGGGCUGUAGAUAGUGCUUGUGCAGUUUUUGAACAAAUGGACGAGAGAGACUUGAUUUCAUGGAACUCAUUGAUAGCUGGUCUUGAUCAAAAUGAACUGUUUGAAGAUGCUGUUACUACUUUCUGCCGUAUGAGGAGAUCUGGAAUUAGGCCCACAAAUUUUGCAUUGAUAAGUUGUUUGAGUUCAUGUGCUAGCUUGGGUUGGCUGAGGCAAGGGGCGCAAGUACAUACAGAAGCACUUAGAUUAGGACUUGACUCUGAUGUCUCAGUUUCCAAUGCACUACUUUCUAUGUAUGCAGAUACUAGAAGUUUCAAAGAAUGCCAGAAACUGUUUACUUUGAUGCCAGAGCAUGAUCAAGUUUCUUGGAAUUCUAUUAUUGGUGCAUUGGCUGACUCAGAAACAUAUGGAUCGGAAUCUGUUAAGUAUAUCCUGAAGAUGAUGCGAUCGGGCUGGAGGCUUAAUGGGGUGACCAUAGUGAAUAUACUUUCGGCAGUUUCUUCGGAUUCUCUUUCUCUUUCUGAAUUAGGCCCACAGGUUCAUGCAUUGGCAUUCAAUUAUGGCUUUGCAAAUAACAUUACAGUUGAAAAUGCGCUCAUCUCUUGUUAUGGGAAAUGUGGCAGAAUUGAAGACUGUGAAUCAAUCUUUUCAAGAAUGGCUCAGAAGGAUGAGGUUAGUUGGAACACCAUGAUAUCUGGUUGCGUGCAUAAUGAGUAUUUAUCCAAGGCUGUUGACCUCGUUUGGCUCAUGAUGCAGAGUGGUCAGAAGUUAGACCACUUCACCUUUGCAACUGUUCUUAGUGCAUGUGCCUCAGUUGCUACUUUGGAGCGUGGGAUGGAAGUCCAUGCUUGUCAAAUCAGGGCUCAUCUGGAAUCUGAUGUUGUGGUGGGAAGUGCAAUUGUUGACAUGUAUGCAAAAUGUGGAAGGAUAGACUAUGCUACAAGAUUUUUUGAUCUGAUGCCAGUGAAGAAUAUAUUUACUUGGAAUACCAUGAUAUCGGGGUAUGCACGGCAUGGGUUUGCCAACAAAGCUUUAGAGAUUUUUGAACAAAUGAAAGAAGAAGGUCAACCUCCAAAUCAUGUCACAUUUGUUGGAGUCCUAUCAGCUUGUAGUCAUGGUGGAUUAGUUGAAAAGGGUUUCAAGUAUUUUGAGUCUAUGAGCAGCGAAUAUGGAUUGGAACCUCAAAUGGAGCACUUUUCAUGUAUGGUUGACCUGCUUGGGCGAUCAGGUAAAUUGGAUAAAGUUGAAGAUUUCAUCGACGGAAUGCCUAUGAAGCCAAACAAUCUUAUUUGGAGAACAGUUCUGGGGUCUUGCAGUCGGACCAGUGGUCACAACAGUGAAUUAGGUAAGCGAGCUGCAGAGAUGCUUUUGCAGCUGGAGCCCAAAAAUGGCGCAAAUUAUGUACUUCUUGGUAACAUGUACGCUGCAGGAUCAAAUUGGGAAAACUUGGCCAUUACCCGGUCUGCAAUGAGUUUAGCAGCAGCAAAGAAGCAAGCUGGAUGCAGUUGGGUCACUAUGAAGGAUGGCGUCCAUGUGUUUGUUGCAGGAGACAAAUCACACCCAGAGAAAGAUGCAAUAUAUGAAAAACUUGGAGAACUGCUGAGAAAGAUGAGGGAGGCUGGUUACGUACCACAGACAAGCUUUGCUUUAUAUGAUCUUGAACCAGAGAGCAAGGAAGAACUCCUGAGCUAUCACAGUGAGAAACUGGCCAUUGCCUUUGUCCUUACUCGCACAUCAAAUUCCACCAUCAGGAUAAUGAAAAAUCUGCGAGUUUGUGGUGACUGUCACUCAGCUUUUCGAUACAUAUCAAAAAUUGUUGGUCGCCAAAUUGUGCUGCGAGACUCUAACAGAUUCCAUCAUUUUAUUGAUGGUGAGUGUUCAUGUGGGGAUUAUUGGUGAUAUUUAUGUCCACACAAUAUGAGAUCUUUCAGGCCUUUCAAGUUUACAAACAUGGGAUGGAACCAUGGAAGUGGAAAUGAUACUGCUGUCACUGGACUUUUAUUACUUCAUGUGUUUUGAGCUCAGAACACUAGUAUGAUGAGUUGUGGGUGAAGCAGAAUAAUCUUGCAAUCUUGUUUUGGGGACUGCAGUUGAAUUAUGCUGGUAAAUCAGAAGUCUACACAAACAGUGGCAAAAUCAGCUCUAUUCAAAAGAUAUAACCCUUUUCAAACCUCUAAGGUAGGCAACCACCCUCUUCUCCUCUUCAUGUACGCAGCUGCCUGCCCCGUCCUGAAUAAACAAACAGGAGCGAGAGAUUGCUUUAUUGAGUAAUGGGAAGCGGCCUUGAACGGCAAGCCCUUAUGGUUGCGAGCCUGAGAAGUGCUUUUUUUCGGGUCUUUGAAAAAGCUUUGUUGAAUUAAACAUGCCCUAUCAAUACAGGGUCUAGCAGAACAGGCCGAGCUCCAGCUUUGCUUGCGCUCUUCACUGGUGCUUACCGGAAACCUUAGACUGGCGACUAUGCUUAAGAAAUGGAUAUGCUGCUUUGCCAUGGUUUGAUUUUGGGUGAAUUUUUAAAUAAUUUUUGUAGUGUACUGUUAAUGAAGCAUGGAAAUGAUUUGGCAACCAAAAGCAACUUGCCAAAUAUAAAGCAAUGAUCAACUUCUCAACUGCGAAUCAGGUUUUCAGCAGCAGGAAUAACUUACUUGCAAAUGGAUUGCAUUACUCCUUGAGCUCAACAGGAGAGGGACCCGUUAUGUCCAUUGCAAGGUUAUGGGACUAGCUAGAGUCUCACAUCGGUCAUAUGGGGGACUGAUAUAGGGCUUAUAUAAGAUUAUGGGCUCUCCUCCUACCUUGGGGCUUUUGGGGAUGGUUUCCCUGUGGCAUUAUGUGAGGAAAAAAAAAAAAGGGAAUACUUUGCAAGGGUUAGGAGCAAGAGCUUUCUAAAACCAUCUCUGGAUUUGCAAGUGUCAGGAACACUCUUUUUUGUCAAUCAAGCUCAAAUUGAAGAAUUUGUUUCUACUUAAUCUAGCAGGUAAGCUGUAAGAAUUUUAGUUUAACUGUUCUUUCUUCAUCUUUGGUAAAACCAACAGGCAACAGGAAAAAAAUAUUUCCAUAGAAAUUGCUUCUGAUUUAUAAAUUUACUAUUUAUUGCCAUUUACUUAUCAUGCAUCUUUUACAUGGACAGAUUGACCUUAGGAAGCUCAGUUGUCUCUUCCUCACCGUAAAGUUUUAUAUAGCUGUUCAAGCUUUAUUAGCUUCAUUUGUUAUCCAUUUAGGGUUAGUGGCCUUAGGUACUGUUCUCCUCAGCUUAUAGAAAUCUACUUGUAUAUUAAUAAGCAGUUUUAUCGUCAUUCUAAAAUUCCUGGUAUAUACUUCAACUUUUUUAUUUUUUUAGGCACUGUGAGUUCAUACUAUAUUUUGGUUGAAGCAAGUGGCUGUAAAUGGAUUGUUU
This is a messenger RNA of Chenopodium quinoa (quinoa), 5053 nucleotides long. RefSeq names its product putative pentatricopeptide repeat-containing protein At5g09950. Gene Ontology annotation, biological process: RNA modification. Gene Ontology annotation, molecular function: zinc ion binding; RNA binding; protein binding. Lineage: Eukaryota; Viridiplantae; Streptophyta; Magnoliopsida; Caryophyllales; Amaranthaceae. The record is from RefSeq and is a predicted model, not a curated record. Bases 394 to 3561 code for a protein of 1055 amino acids. The transcript has a single exon.